Messenger RNA from Talaromyces proteolyticus, 4074 nucleotides. Its product is annotated as ABC multidrug transporter Mdr1. The coding region runs from base 1 to 4074 and encodes 1357 amino acids. Gene Ontology annotation, cellular component: membrane. The transcript is spliced from 3 exons. NCBI's taxonomy places the organism in Eukaryota, Fungi, Ascomycota, Eurotiomycetes, Eurotiales, Trichocomaceae. Gene Ontology annotation, molecular function: ATP hydrolysis activity; ATP binding; ABC-type transporter activity. The record is from RefSeq and is a predicted model, not a curated record. Gene Ontology annotation, biological process: transmembrane transport.
AUGGCCGUACCUUCUGGAAAAGUUCCUCCAACAGAGGAGAAACUGGAAGGUGCCCUGCAGCCAACAACAUCUGAAUCUGUCACGACGCCUCAAGACCCAGAAAAACAUCAGGGAGAGACCUGGAAGACUGGUUCAGCCUCGACCUCAACCGGCGCGGAUAAGAAAGACGACAAGGCCCAAACAACAGCAGCCCCGUCUGCAACCGAGCUUGACACUCUUCUCGAACAGUUACCAGAGGACGAGAGGAAGAUUUUGCAAGAGCAACUUAAAUCUCCGACGGUCUCGGUGAGCUUUUUCGCAUUGUAUAGAUAUGCAGACAAGUGGGAUUAUCUCGUGCUACUCAUCAGUGCCAUUUGUGCCAUUGCUGGAGGCGCUGCCCUCCCUCUAUUUACAAUCCUCUUCGGCCAAUUAACAAAUGCCUUCCAAGGAAUCUUCCUAGACACCAUCUCCUAUGAUAAUUUCCACUCGGAGCUAGUCAAAAAUGUGCUGUAUUUCAUUUAUAUUGGUAUCGCCGAAUUCGCGACCAUCUACGUUUCCACCGUCGGUUUCAUCUAUACCGGAGAACACGUCACCCAAAAGAUUCGUGAGGCUUAUUUGGAAGCCAUUCUGAGACAGAAUAUUGCCUACUUCGACAAUUUAGGUGCUGGCGAGAUUACCACUCGUAUUACUGCCGAUACAAAUCUCAUCCAAGAUGGUAUCUCUGAAAAGGUGGGGCUUACUCUGACUGCAACCGCAACUUUUAUCACUGCAUUUAUCAUCGCCUACAUCAAGUACUGGAAAUUGGCUCUUAUUUGCUCCUCAACCAUCGUCUGCCUGGUUUUGAUCAUGGGCGGUGGCUCGCGUUUCAUCGUCAAGUUUAAUAAACAGUCGCUCCAAAGUUAUGCUGUUGGAGGAAGUGUCGCUGAGGAAGUCCUCAGCUCUAUCCGGACUGCUACCGCGUUUGGUAACCAGGAAAGGCUGGCUCAACAAUACGAUGUCCAUCUUAGAGAGGCUGAAAAAUGGGGGGUAAGACUGCAGUUGAUUCUUGCGUUGAUGAUCGGUGGUAUGUUUGGUGUUAUGUUCCUGAAUUACGGAUUAGGCUUUUGGAUGGGAUCUCGAUUCCUCGUUGACCACGAAGUUGUUGUCGGUCAAGUCAUAACGGUGCUCAUGUCUAUUCUGAUCGGAUCAUUCAGCUUAGGGAAUGUAGCGCCAAACGGUCAAGCAUUUACCAGUGCUGUCGCUGCCGCGGCGAAAAUCUACAGCACCAUCGAUCGCAAGUCUCCUCUUGACCCUACAUCUGAUGAGGGCGAAAUCAUCGACGGAUUAAAAGGUACCAUUGAACUGCGCAAUAUUAAGCACAGGUAUCCAUCACGCCCAGAUGUCCCAGUGAUGGAUGACGUUAGCCUGCUGAUUCCUGCCGGCAAGACUACAGCUUUAGUCGGCCCUUCAGGCUCUGGAAAAAGCACGGUCAUCGGAUUAGUCGAGCGCUUCUACAACCCAGUCCGUGGAGGUGUCUUCUUAGAUGGGCAUAACAUUCAAUCACUCAAUUUGCGAUGGUUGCGCCAGCAGGUUUCACUUGUCAGUCAGGAACCUAUCCUCUUUGCCACGACAAUUUACGAAAACGUCCGAUUUGGUCUCAUCGGUACCCCAUUUAUCAACGAAGGGGACGAAAAGGUCCAAGAACGGAUUCGACAGGCUCUAGAGAUGGCUAAUGCUCUUGAAUUUGUUACCGCUUUGCCUGAAGGCUUGGACACUCAUGUAGGUGAACGUGGAUUCUUACUUUCAGGUGGUCAGAAGCAGCGUAUUGCAAUUGCUCGUGCUGUUGUUAGCGACCCCAAGAUUCUGUUACUGGACGAAGCAACAUCUGCCCUGGACACCAAAUCCGAGGGCGUGGUCCAAGCUGCUCUAGAUAAGGCUGCAGAAGGUCGUACCACCAUUGUAAUCGCACAUCGACUAUCUACUAUAAAGGGUGCUCAUAAUAUUGUGGUAUUGGUGAAUGGUAAAAUUGAGGAACAAGGAACUCAUGACGAAUUAUUGGACAGCAAUGGUGCCUACCACAAGUUGGUUGAAGCGCAACGUAUCAACGAGGAGAAGGAUGCACUCUCAGCUAAGGAUGUGGACUUGGACGAUAUGGAAAAUGAAAACGAGCUUCAGCAAACCAUUUCUCGGGUCAAAAUGUCUCGUACCCUGACUUCUAAGAGUACCGGUAGCGGGCGUGCAAUUGAUGAGAAGUCUCCCGACUUUCUCGACAGACAAAGCACUAAGAAAUCGAUCUCCAGUAUUGCCCUCGGAAAAAGGGGCGCUGAAAAGGAGCAUCAUUACUCACUGUUUACGUUGAUCAAGUUCAUAUUCUCCUUCAAUCGACCUGAACUCCUCUAUAUGCUUACUGGUCUUGUCUUCGCUGUUAUCUCCGGAGGCGGUCAGCCCACACAAGCAGUCAUCUUUUCGAAAGCUAUCACUACUUUGGCCUUACCUGAAAGUGAAUUUGCUAAAUUGAGACACGAUGCCAAUUUUUGGUCUCUUAUGUUCCUCAUGCUUGGCCUCGUUCAGCUGCUUGUGCACUCUACCCAAGGAGCUGCUUUCGCUUUCAGCUCCGAGAAACUAGUUCGUCGAGCACGGCUCCAGGCUUUCAGAGCCAUGCUGCGCCAGGAUAUUAGUUUCUUCGAUCGGGAUGAAAAUACCACGGGUGCUUUGACUUCAUUCCUCUCAACUGAAACGAAACAUUUAUCCGGAAUUAGUGGAGUUACCCUCGGGACAAUUCUCAUGGUAUCAACAACUUUAAUUGCAUCGUUGACUAUUUCACUCGCUAUCGGAUGGAAAUUGGCACUUGUCUGUAUUUCUGUUGUUCCAGUUUUGCUAGCCUGCGGUUUCUAUCGCUUCUGGAUGCUAGCUCAAUUUCAAUCGAGGUCAAAGAAGGCCUAUGAGGCCUCGGCUAGCUAUGCGUGCGAAGCAACCUCUGCUAUUCGCACUGUCGCUUCUUUAACUAGGGAAGAAGACGUCCUGCGCAUCUAUCAUGGUCAGUUAGCAGCACAGGCGCGUAAGAGCCUUGUUUCGGUUCUCCGAUCUUCCUUACUGUAUGCUGCUUCACAAGGUGUAUCUUUCUUCUGCAUGGCUCUAGGGUUCUGGUAUGGUGGAGAACUCCUUGGCAAGCACCAGUAUACACUGUUCCAAUUUUUUGUUUGCUUCUCCGAAGUUAUUUUUGGAGCACAGUCUGCGGGUACUGUUUUCUCUUUCGCCCCUGAUAUGGGAAAAGCAAAGAAUGCUGCCUCCGAGUUCAAGAAGUUGUUUGAUCGCAUACCAGCUAUCGAUGUAUGGUCCCAGGAUGGCGAGAAACUUGACCAUGCUGAGGGUACUAUUGAAUUCCGCGAUGUCCAUUUUAGGUACCCAACACGCCCCGAACAGCCUGUCCUUCGUGGACUUGAUUUGACCGUCAAGCCGGGCCAAUAUGUUGCCCUUGUCGGUGCAAGUGGGUGUGGCAAGAGUACAACUAUUGCCCUUCUGGAGCGAUUUUAUGAUCCUUUGUCAGGAGGAGUCUACAUAGAUGGCAAGGAUAUCUCGAGUUUAAAUGUCAACUCUUACCGGAGUCACUUGGCUCUAGUGAGCCAAGAACCGACGCUCUAUCAAGGCACCAUCCGUGACAAUAUUCUUCUGGGUACGAAUGAGAUCGAUGUUUCUGAAGAGGCAAUCAUCGGCGCCUGCAAGAACGCUAACAUCUACGACUUUAUUCUGUCUCUCCCGGAUGGAUUUGAUACAGUGGUUGGCAGCAAAGGCGGCAUGCUUUCUGGUGGACAGAAGCAACGCGUUGCCAUUGCUCGCGCAUUGCUUCGUGACCCCAAGAUCCUACUAUUAGAUGAAGCCACCUCAGCUCUUGACUCUGAAUCUGAGAAGGUGGUUCAAGCUGCACUAGAUGCCGCCGCUCGUGGCCGGACAACUAUUGCGGUCGCUCAUCGACUCAGUACCAUUCAAAAGGCCGACAUUAUCUAUGUGUUCGAUCAAGGCAAAAUCGUGGAAAGCGGAAACCAUCAGGAUCUCCUUCGCAACAAGGGCCGUUAUUAUGAACUGGUGAACCUACAAAGCCUAGGAAAAACUCACUGA